Strongylocentrotus purpuratus (purple sea urchin) is the source of this 2564-nucleotide messenger RNA. Its product is annotated as protein rtoA. The transcript has 15 exons. The record is from RefSeq and is a predicted model, not a curated record. The coding region runs from base 89 to 1405 and encodes 438 amino acids. NCBI's taxonomy places the organism in Eukaryota, Metazoa, Echinodermata, Echinoidea, Camarodonta, Strongylocentrotidae.
UUGGAAAUUUCCAUUCGAUGAUCGUGUCAGCAUGGAGUAGGUCCAUGGUGUCAGCUUGCCAGGUGAGAAGAAUCCAAUAUAUGACAAAAUGGCUCUCGAUCUAUACUCUUCGAUUGUGGUUGGAUGCCUUGUGUUUAUCUGGAUUGUCUUGGGGGUGAUGUUCAAACAAGAGUACUGGUCUCGUAACAUUACACGGAUUCCAGAGAUGAUAAUUCCAAAAGGAGAGGUUUUAUCAGAGGUUUUAUCAGAGGUUGUGGGUAGUACCCAGGUUUCUCCUUCAUCCCCCUUCAUCAUUCCUGCCAAUGGCUCACAUGUGACCAUAACUCUCAGCCCGCCAUUACAUGAAGCCGACACUUCCAAUGCAGGGUCUCAAGGGAAUGAUAAUGGAGCGACAGAAGGAGAAGGAUCUUCCAGCAGUGGAAGCACGGAUGGAUCUCAUUCAGACAUGAGUAGCUUCAAUAGCCUUCAUUCAAAUGACAAAGCUCAAAGAAGGACUUUGAAUGACCAAUCUGAGGGUCAGAGAAGCAAUGAAGGAUCUAAUGCUGCUAUGAGUAGGUGUCACAGCCUGCAUUCCAAUGACCAGCCUCAAAAAAGGACGACUGCGAAUGACCAAUCGGAGGGUCAGAGAAGCAAUGAAGGACCGAAUGCUGCUAUGAGUGGGUAUCGCAGCCUGCAUUCCAAUGACCAGCCUCACAAAAGGACGACUGCGAAUGACCAAUCUGAGGGUCAGAGAAGCAAUGAAGGAUCAAAUGCUACUAUGAGUGGGUGUCACAGCCUUCAUUCCAAUGACCAGCCUCACAAAAGGACUGCGAAUGACCAAUCUCUGGGUCAGAGAAGGCAUGAAGGAUCAGAUGCUGCUAUGAGUGGGUGUCACAGCCUGCAUUCCAAUGACCAGCCUCACAAAAGGACUGCGAAUGACCAAUCUGUGGGUCCUCCCCAUAGGACUGCGAAUGACCAACCUGUGGGUCAGAGAAGCAAUGAAGGAUCUAAUGCUGCUAUGAGUGGGUAUCGCAGCCUGCAUUCCAAUGACCAGCCUCAAAAAAGGACUGCGAAUGACCAAUCUGUGGGUCCUCCCCAUAGGACUGCGAAUGACCAACCUGUGGGUCAGAGAAGCAAUGAAGGAUCAAAUGCUGCUAUGAGUGGGUAUCGCAGCCUUCAUUCCAAUGACCAGCCUCACAACAGGUCUCAAGUCCUACAUGUAGGUCAACCUCUAUCCAAGGUUGGAGGCAGUUCUGAGAUCAGUAGCUGGCAUAGCCUUCGUUCUACAGAGAGCCCUCUGAGACGGCCUCUACAAGAUGAUUUUGGUGUAUCUCCAAGUCUGCCAGCACUACUUCACCCAAUAUCGGAGACGGAUCAUUCAGAAGACAUCACUAAACGCAAAAGAAAGAAGAUGCACACUGUAUAAUGCAACCAUCCAAGUGGCCAGUACUUCACCUGGGUCAAGAGUGCCAAAUUUAAAUGAAUGCCUUGCCAUGGGAGAAAAGUUAUUAGUCUCUGUCGGCAAUAAGAUAGAGCAAUGGAGUAUGUUGUAUUUCAGUGACAUUUAUGGGACUAAUCCAAUCGGUUCCCAUUUUAGGACUGUAUGUUAAGCUUUAAAAAAAUUUGUUUGAUUGAAAGUCUUCAAUGUGGUUGCAAAUUAUGUGCUUAUGUAAAAGUUUAUGUUUUCUUUUAAAAAAGAGAAGACAUUCAUUUUAAAUGGGUUUCUGCUUUUGUUUUCUGCUGCUAAAGUUGUAAAUACUUGAUUUGAAUGUACUGGUAUGCCAAAAACAUGUGUGUAUUUGAUUAAGUAUGGACAAAAAGUUACUUGAAUGCCACACUAUAUGGACAUUUAAAAAAAAGAGGUUUCAGGUCAUAUAAUACUUCAAAACUGCCUCAAAUAACUUCCAAAGUAGAGAAUGUAUAUUUAAAUUGGUUUUCUGUUUUCUGUUGCUGUAGAUAUAAAUACAUGUACUUGCAUUUAAAUUAUGUCAUAAACAUGAACGUCUUUGAUUAGGUUCGGACAAAAAGUUACUUAAAUGCUGAUAUGGACAUGUAAAAAAAAAGGGUUUCAGGUCAGAUAAUAUUACAAACUACCUCAAAGAGCAAAAUAACACCAUAUUAGGGUUUUAGGAAUAUACAUUUUACACCAAGAGGCAACUAGAUCAAAGUAAGAGGGUAUGUUCAUAUUUGUGAUUUUUUAUUUUUAUAAACAAAGCUAUUUUUUUUGUUACAGAGUGUAGAAUGUAUAUUUUGAUUAGGAAGAUAGAUAUAUGUAACUAGAUAAGGUAAGUAUUAUUUGAACAUUGGCAUACAGUUUUCAGUAUUGUAUAUUGUGUAAGAUUAUUGUGCUUUAGAACUGCAUAAAGCUUUAUUAUUUAGAAGUGUAAUCAUAAGUAAAUUGAAAAUACUAUAAUUAUUCAAACAUUAUAUUAAGUCAGAGGUUAAUGGUCAGUAAUGGAUUUAUGGAAAUGUAUUGGAAGAUGUAAAUAGCCAGUAUUUAUUAUAUGUUGAACCAAAGUCCUUUUUUUUAUUAUCUUGUUUUGCAAAGUACUUGUAGUGGUGGAGUAUUAGUUACAAAAUACAUG